This is a messenger RNA of Gossypium raimondii (Peruvian cotton), 1032 nucleotides long. RefSeq lists its product as uncharacterized. The transcript has a single exon. The coding region runs from base 1 to 1032 and encodes 343 amino acids. The record is from RefSeq and is a predicted model, not a curated record. NCBI's taxonomy places the organism in Eukaryota, Viridiplantae, Streptophyta, Magnoliopsida, Malvales, Malvaceae. Gene Ontology annotation, molecular function: zinc ion binding; nucleic acid binding.
AUGAAUUCUCUCUGCAAAAAUACUGAAUCUGAAAAAUCCAUUACUGAGGAGUUGAUCCCUAAGAAAGUUCGUUUCAGAAAUGAAGAUGUUGAUACAAACAAUAAUAUGUUGAUCGAUACAUCUCCAGGAAAAUCUAUCUCGUGGAGGGAUAUGCUUGUAGGACAAUCGUCAAAGGAUACUCACAUUGAUUUGGAAGGAAAAGAAGAUCUGGAAAUUUUGGAUGGGGACAUUAAAAAAACCUUUGUGGAUGGCGUACCUUCCAUUUCCUUCUCGGAUAGGAUUCACAAAAUCCUUAUUCAAGGUAUGGAUAACACAGUGAUUUUAAAACUUCUUGGUCGUAACAUAGGCUUUCCGGUUUUGCAGAAUAAAUUGUUCAAUCUGUGGAGACCUUCAGCACCUCUACAUAUGAUGGAUAUAGAAAAUGGUUAUUUCUUGGUUAAAUUCCAGAAUAAGUUGGACUGUGAAAGGGCUCUUGCUGAAGGACCUUGGAUCAUCUUUGGUCAAUAUUUGACGGUUCAGCCUUGGUCGCUAGCCUUUGAUCCGACACAAGCUUAUCCGAGCAUUGUGAUGGCAUGGAUUAGAUUUCCUGGUUUACCUGGAUAUUUAUAUAAUCAUAAAAUCAUCACUGAGAUAGGAGAAAUGGUUGGAAAAGUGGUUAAAUUGGAUAUGAACACUAAUAGUAGGACUAGGGGAAGAUUCGCUAGAUUGGCUGUUUAUGUUGACCUGGAAAAGCCGUUGGUAUCACAUAUUCUGAUCAAUGGACGUAAGCAGAAUGUUGAAUAUGAAUCUUUAUCCACAAUCUGUUUUCAUUGUGGGAGAUAUGGGCAUGUGGAAAACUCUUGCCCCUUUAAGAAUUCUGAAACUCCCAGUGAAAAGGAGAAUACCUCGUCGGAAAUGGCAUCGGAGUUUCAAAACACGACCAAGGUUGACGCAGAGAAGGAGCACGAGAAUUUCGGGCCUUGGAUGAUCGUUGAGAAGAAAUCAAGGCGGAAAAUCAGAGAUAUUACACAAAAUCCCUUAAAUGUCCAAUAG